AGCACCUCGUAUAUUCAAUCAUUGAGGGUUGGCCAUCAUGAAAUUUAUUUUUUCUUCCGAAUACAAUAACAUUUGAAUUAUUACUAAUAUAUGAGAAUUUAUGUGUAUAUAUAUAAUUCACAUAUUACAUCUGAAAAACAUCAACUUGUUAAAUGACCUACACGUUUCAAUGUUUUCUUUUUUCUUUUUUUUCCGAAAAUAAUCUGAAAAAACAAUAAACCUUAUAAGUUACUAACCCAAAGCAUUUUUCACAACUAGAAUCUUCUACUCUCGCUCUUUCAAUCAGCAAACGGUGCAGAGGUGCUGUGAGCGUGAAGUAUUGGCUAGUAAGAUCGUGUCGUUGUUGAUUUUGCAGAAGACGCGAAACCAUGGCGAAGGCUGUUGCAGUGCUCAGCAGCAGUGAGGGUGUCAAGGGCACUAUCUACUUCACACAGGAAGGAGAUGGCCCCACGAACGUAACGGGAAAUAUCUCCGGCCUUAAGCCGCCCGGGCUCCACGGCCUUCAUGUGCAUGCCCUCGGUGACACCACCAAUGGCUGCAUGUCAACUGGGCCCCAUUUCAAUCCGACUGACAAAGAUCACGGUGCUCCUGAUGAUGAGAUUCGACACGCUGGUGAUCUUGGCAACGUCACAGCUGGAGACGACGGUACCGCUACUUUCACCAUUGUUGACAAGCAGAUACCACUUUCGGGACCACAUUCCAUUGUUGGGAGAGCUGUAGUUGUCCAUGCCGAUCCUGAUGAUCUUGGAAGAGGUGGACAUGAACUUAGCAAGGCCACUGGAAAUGCUGGUGGAAGAGUUGCUUGUGGUAUCAUCGGCCUCCAAGGCUGAAGACACGACGACACCCGACCCGUUGUGUGCGCUACUUCUCGUUGCAAUAGACACUCUAGUUUACUACCUAGAGUUUUCUUAGAAUCUUAAUAAAAGCUUUUGUUGGAAGGGUUUGAUGCAUUGCAGUUGUACCUAUCUGUUUUAUCCAAAUAUUUUGUGUCUGAUCAUCGCAGCAUAUAUGCAUUUUGAGCCCAUGCAUUUUAUA
Molecule: messenger RNA, 1035 nt
Organism: Salvia miltiorrhiza (redroot sage)
Lineage: Eukaryota; Viridiplantae; Streptophyta; Magnoliopsida; Lamiales; Lamiaceae
Product: superoxide dismutase [Cu-Zn]-like
Exons: 8
Coding region: 369-830 (153 amino acids)
Biological process (GO): removal of superoxide radicals
Molecular function (GO): superoxide dismutase activity; copper ion binding
Source: RefSeq, a predicted model, not a curated record